Platichthys flesus (European flounder) is the source of this 4100-nucleotide messenger RNA. It is a transcript of the gene ezh1, whose product is annotated as enhancer of zeste 1 polycomb repressive complex 2 subunit. The record is from RefSeq and is a predicted model, not a curated record. Gene Ontology annotation, biological process: chromatin remodeling. Gene Ontology annotation, molecular function: protein binding; histone H3K27 methyltransferase activity. The coding region runs from base 506 to 2824 and encodes 772 amino acids. Lineage: Eukaryota; Metazoa; Chordata; Actinopteri; Pleuronectiformes; Pleuronectidae. The transcript has 20 exons.
UAGCUCUUUACUACGCGGACGCACAGUUGCAUCAGAUCCUGUACGUGCGUGCCUGUGUGUGUAUGUGUGUGUGUUUGUGUUGUGUGUGUGUGUGAAUGUGUGCACCGCGGCCGCUCCGCCACGCUACGCUACUUUUUUCUCAUCUUUUUUUUUUUUUUAUUCCCAGGACGCAGAAGAGUAAUAAAUCCUCGCGGGCUGGGGAAAGGCUGUGAUCACAAUAAAGACGUCACCCUGCUGCUCGGGUUGAGCCAAGUGCGCAGCUAUUCGCAGGCGACAACAACAACACGCUCCGGCGGCACCAUGCCCCUGGAUGGACGGGCUGCUUUUCUCCGAGAGAUCCCGAGGGUUCCUGCGUCAGAUCCACGGUGAAUAACCGCGUUUAACCGCCCCGGAUCCCUCGGCUACAGAGAGAGAGAGAGAGAGAGGAGCAGGAGCAGGAGGAAGAGGAGGGGGGGGAGACUCGCUGCAGGCGCAAGCAGGACGCACGACGUGGAUUUGGAGCAUCAUGGAGGAUGCAGCUGCCACAGACCCAGUCCCUGCCACUGGUGCCGCCCCAGCACCCCCAAGACCUCAGCCUUCCUCCCUCGCCAACUCUCGCAGCUUGCUGGAGUGGAGGCGGAGGGUCAAGUCCGAGUAUAUGCGCCUGCGCCAAUUAAAACGCCUUAAAAAAGCAGAGGAGGUCAAGAGCCUGUUCGUGUCCAACAGACAGAAGAUCGAGCGGCAGACGAAUCUCCUGAACACAGAGUGGUCCAAGCUCAGGAUUCAGCCCACACCUCUGUCCACUUCCGGUGGAGCUAUGGCCGGAAAAAAGAUGUGCACGGUGGAGUUUGGCUUCCCAGGAUUCAAAGCUCAAGCCAUCGCCAUGAGGCCCCUGUCCACAGUGGCAGGAAUCCCCUUCAUGUACUCCUGGUCGCCUCUGCAGCACAACUUCAUGGUGGAGGACGAGACGUUCCUUCACAACAUCCCCUACAUGGGCGACGAGGUGCUGGAACAGGACGAGGCCUUCCUGGAGGAGCUCAUCGACAACUACGAUGGCGUGCAUGGGGACAGAGAGGGCGGUUUCAUCAGCGACGAGGUCUUCAAAGAGCUGGUGGAGGCCUUGAGCCAGUACUCGGACCACGAGGAGGAGGAAGAGGAGGAGGCGGUGGCCCUGGCCGUGGUGGAGGCGGUGGGGAAGAAGGAGGAGGAGAGGGCCAUGAGGAGGAGCUCGGCGGAGGGUUCGGAGGAGACCAAAGCGGGGGCCGUGGCGUUCGUCAAGAGGAAGAGGAGGAGCACGACGGAGGUGAGGGACUUGUGCGGCAGCAGGAAGAUCCCCAACGAUAAGAUAUUUAUGGCCAUUGCCUCCAUGUUCCCGUACAAGGGCACCACAGAGGAGCUGAAAGAAAAGUACAAGGACCUCCUCGAGCCCCCCAGCCUGGUGAAGCUGCCCCCACUUUGCACCCCCAACCUGGACGGACCCUUUGCAAAGUCGGUGCAGCGGGAGCAGUCCUUACACUCCUUCCACACACUCUUCUGCAGACGCUGCUUCAAAUACGACUGUUUCCUACACCCUUUUCAUGCUACGCCCAAUGUUUACAAGAGGAAGACUAAGGAGAUCCGCAUGGUGACUGAGCCAUGUGGUGCAGAUUGCUUUCUGCUGCAGAAAGGGGCUAAAGAGUUUGUGGAUCAGAAUAUGGUACGGCCCCAGAGGUCUCGCCGAUGUCGGAAGCAGCAGCGUUCCACCGUGUCCAGCUGUCCCGGACCAUCCGGGUCCACUGAGGAGGGCAAAGGGGGCGACAGUGACCAUGAGACCACCUCCUCCUCAGAGAGUCAUUCACGGUGCCAGACUCCCACCAAGCCGUGUCCAGGGGAUGAUGACGGCGAGCAGCAGCCGUGCUGUGUGGUCCAGUGGAGCGGGGCGGAGGAGUCGCUGUUCAGGGUCCUGCACGGCACGUAUUUCAACAACUUCUGCUCCAUCGCGCGUCUCAUCGGUACCAAGAGCUGCAAGGAGGUGUACGAGUUCGCAGUGAAGGAGGUCCUGAUCCAUCGGGUUCCUUUAGAGGACGGAGGCAUCUUGCCCCAAAAGAAGAAAAGGAAACACAGGUUAUGGGCGAAGAUCCAGCUGAAGAAAGAUAACUCCUCCAAUCAGGUGUACAACUACCAACCAUGUGACCACCCCGACCAUCCGUGCGACAGCUCCUGCCCUUGUGUGAUGACCCAGAACUUCUGCGAGAAGUUCUGUCAGUGUGAGCACGAGUGCCAGAACCGCUUCCCAGGCUGCAGGUGCAAGACUCAGUGUAACACCAAACAGUGUCCCUGCUACCUGGCUGUGAGGGAGUGCGACCCAGAUCUGUGCAUGACCUGCGGGACAGCGGACCAGUGGGACAGCAAAGUGGUCUCCUGCAAGAACUGCAGCAUCCAGAGAGGCCUGAAAAAGCACCUGCUGCUGGCGCCAUCGGAUGUCGCCGGGUGGGGCACCUUCAUCAAAGAGGCUGUUCAGAAGAAUGAAUUCAUCUCAGAGUACUGCGGAGAGCUGAUCUCUCAGGACGAGGCAGACCGACGUGGCAGGAUCUACGACAAAUACAUGUCCAGCUUCCUUUUCAACUUGAACAAUGUAGACUUUGUUGUGGACGCCACACGAAAGGGGAACAAAAUCCGCUUUGCAAAUCAUUCAGUUAAUCCCAACUGUUACGCAAAAGUGGUAAUGGUUAACGGGGACCAUCGCAUCGGGAUCUUUGCCAAACGAGCUAUCCUGCAAGGAGAGGAGCUUUUCUUCGACUACAGAUACAGCCAAGCUGACGCCCUCAAGUACGUGGGGAUAGAGAGGGAGGUGGCGACGACCUAGCUGCACCAGGCGGCAACCUCCUGAGCCUGUCGCCCCUAACGCUUCUUACCCUCUCUGCAGUGUCACGUCUGGCUGACGACUUUUCCAAAACCUCACUGUCUCACUCCUCCCCGCUGCACUUCCAAAAAUAGACAGUCCCUCCCUGAUGGUUUGCAGGUGCAGCUGCUCUGCAGACGCCUCACCGCCACCAUCAAGGACGGCUGCUGCCUCCUCCUUACCCCCCCCCCCCCCCCCCCCCCACAUACCCACCAACCCCGCAAGACUGUACACGCCAAGCUUAUGAAACAAAACCAUUAACAGUGGAAAUACUAUUAAUCCACAUUGCACAUUUUCUUCGGUUACAUCUUGUCAAAGCAAAGCGGUGACAAUUACCCAUCAUGCAGCGUGUUAAUCUCUCUCAGCCGUUUUGUUACUGUGCUUAUAGACCGGCUUUUGUUUGACCCCUCGACACGUAACGUAAGCUUUUACUUCGUACCCGAUGAUGAUCGGUGAAAUGCAUGUGCUGUCUCUUGGAUAAUCAAACCAUUAAACGUGUUAGCCACAGCAUUAGCUUCAGUCAGACACAGUCACUCUGUAUCGUAGUGUUGUGUUGCCCUCUUCAGAGGAAACCUGACCGGGUGCGUUCCCCUGUGAACCCCAGUCAGUGGCAGGCCUCUCCGCCACAUCUCUAUGGUAAAAUAAGUUAUUGUGCAUUUAUAUCAUUGUUCUGCAACAAAAAAAAAAAUAGGCAACCGGACGAGAAACCGACUGACUGAAUGUAGCCUGUGGACGAUGGUGAAGAGAUCUCAUCCCCUCUUUUCAUAUUUUAACACACCAACCUAUUCCUGAUUGGUACUCUACGCGCACAUCCAACAUUUCGAAUCAUGUUUACGUGAUGUUGAAUCCGUCACACCUUGCGAGGCAAGUAAUUGACAAAUGAACGAAUCACAGAUUAAAUGUCUUCCUUUAAAACUCGUAUACAAGUGCCAAAUGUAUUUCUACACAGAGAAAAGACUGAAGCAGUGUGGAGGAGUAACUUCUGCAAGGUUUAAACAAUGGGAAAAACAAAAAGUUUGACCAAAUAUUCAAGUCCCCCACAUGUGAAUGUAAAAUAUCAUUUAUCAUCUUGUCUUCUUCUUUUUAUACGUCCAGAUUUGUUAUCCGCUCCGUUCUUCAUUUUUGAAACAUUAAUUCCCACUUUGAAAUGAGAUCUUUGUCAACAGAGAUGAACAAAAUGGAGUUUACUGAUAUGUACAGUGUAUGCCUAUAAAAAUAAAACUUUAACUUUAUACAUUAA